Columba livia (rock pigeon) is the source of this 9187-nucleotide messenger RNA. It is a transcript of the gene BMPR2, whose product is annotated as bone morphogenetic protein receptor type 2. Bases 403 to 3510 code for a protein of 1035 amino acids. Gene Ontology annotation, molecular function: ATP binding; transforming growth factor beta receptor activity. The record is from RefSeq and is a predicted model, not a curated record. Gene Ontology annotation, cellular component: plasma membrane; signaling receptor complex. The transcript is spliced from 13 exons. NCBI's taxonomy places the organism in Eukaryota, Metazoa, Chordata, Aves, Columbiformes, Columbidae. Gene Ontology annotation, biological process: blood vessel development; BMP signaling pathway; protein phosphorylation.
GGGAGCCCCUAGAGCCCGCUCCGACUGACACCGCCGCCGGCCUCUGGAGAUGGUCCCUGCCCACCCGCGCUGUUCCCUCGCCGCGGCGGAGCUGCGUGCGGAAUAAGUGCGGUUCCCCGGCGGGAGAUGCCUCGGGGCCGGGAGGCAGCAGCCGGCGCUUCCCCGGUGCCCGCCGAGCGCCGCCGGCUGCCCAGACAUGCGGGCGGGCGGCUGUAGCGCAGGAAGAGCGAAGGCGGCUCCUCUCCGCUGCCAUUUGCCCUUCCCGACGGGACUGUGAGCCGAGAGAGCCGCGGAAGGCUGUGCGGAACAAGGAGGAGAUUCCUCGCUGUUUGGUUUUUUAUUAUUUUUUUUGUAUUUAAUUCUUUUUUCCUCGUCGUGCGCGGACCCUCGGCCUCCCCAGGUAUGCCCGCCCCACUGCAGCACCUGGCGCUGCUGCUCCUGCUCGGCACUGCGGCUGCCUCACAGAGCGAGGAGCGUCUGUGUGCAUUUAAAGACCCGUAUCAGCAGGACCAUGGGAUCAGCGAGAGCCGCAUCUCCCAGGAGAACGGCACAAUUUUGUGCAUGAAAGGCAGUACCUGCUAUGGACUGUGGGAGAAAACGCGAGAAGGAGACAUACAUCUUGUAAAACAAGGUUGCUGGUCUCAUAUAGGAGACCCACAAGAGUGUCACUUUGAGGAGUGUAUAGUUACGACCACCCCUUCCCUGAUCCAGAAUGGAACAUAUCGCUUCUGCUGCUGUAGCACGGACUUGUGUAAUGUCAACUUCACUGAAAAUUUUCCGCCUCCUGACCCUACAGAUACAACACCUUACAAUUCUUCUCAUUCUUUCCAUCGAGAUGAGACGAUAGUUAUUGCCCUCGCAUCUGUGUCUGUCCUGGCUGUUUUGAUUGCCGCUCUGUUCUUUGGAUACAGGAUGCUCGCAGGAGACCGUAAACAAGGUUUACACAGCAUGAACAUGAUGGAGGCAGCAGCAUCGGAGCCCUCGUUGGAUCUGGACAAUCUAAAGUUGUUGGAGUUGAUUGGCCGGGGACGCUACGGAGCCGUCUAUAAGGGCUCCCUAGAUGAACGUCCCGUUGCUGUGAAAGUCUUUUCUUUUGCCAACCGUCAGAACUUUGUCAACGAGCGGAACAUUUACAGGAUUCCACUGAUGGAACACGACAACAUUGCCCGCUUCAUUGUGGGGGACGAGAGAUUCACUGCAGACGGCCGUAUGGAAUAUUUAUUGGUGAUGGAAUAUUACCCCAAUGGUUCUUUGUGCAAAUAUUUGAGUCUCCACACAAGCGACUGGGUGAGCUCUUGUCGACUGGCGCACUCCAUAACGAGGGGCCUGGCGUACCUGCACACGGAGCUGCCCCGCGGAGACCAUUACAAACCUGCAAUAUCGCACCGUGACCUGAACAGCCGCAACGUACUGGUGAAGAACGAUGGAACGUGUGUCAUUAGCGAUUUUGGGCUCUCCAUGAAGUUAACUGGAAACAGACUGGUGCGCCCGGGUGAGGAGGACAACGCAGCCAUCAGCGAGGUGGGCACAAUCCGCUACAUGGCCCCAGAAGUGCUGGAAGGAGCAGUGAACUUGAGGGACUGCGAAUCUGCUUUGAAACAAGUCGAUAUGUACGCACUAGGCCUUAUCUACUGGGAGAUAUUUAUGAGAUGUACUGACCUCUUCCCAGGGGAAUCCGUGCCAGAGUACCAGAUGGCUUUCCAGACAGAAGUCGGAAACCAUCCCACUUUUGAAGAUAUGCAAGUCUUGGUGUCUAGAGAGAAGCAAAGACCAAAAUUCCCGGAAGCCUGGAAGGAGAACAGUCUGGCUGUGAGGUCUCUCAAAGAAACAAUCGAAGACUGUUGGGAUCAAGAUGCUGAAGCUCGACUAACAGCACAGUGUGCUGAGGAGAGGAUGGCAGAACUCAUGAUGAUUUGGGAGAGAAAUAAAUCCGUUAGUCCAACGGUCAACCCUAUGUCAACUGCCAUGCAGAACGAGCGGAAUCUGUCGCAUCAUAAGCGUGUAUCCAAGAUAAGGCCAUAUCCGGAUUACUCUUCCUCUUCCUACAUUGAGGAUUCAAUCCACCACACUGACAGCAUCGUGAAGAACAUUUCUUCUGAACAUUCGGUGUCCACUACACCAUUGACUUCGGGGGAAAAGAACAGGAACUCCAUUAACUAUGAGCGGCAGCAAGCACAAGCUCGCAUCCCUAGUCCUGAGACAAGCGUCACCAGUUUGUCCACCAACACCACCACCACCAACACAACCGGCCUCACUCCCAGCACUGGCAUGACCACCAUCUCCGAAAUGCCUUAUUCGGAUGAAACAAACUUACAUCCUACAAACGUCCUGCAGCCGGGUGGGCCCACCCCUGUUUGUCUGCAGCUCACAGAGGAGGACUUAGAGACAAAUAAAUUGGAUCCAAAAGAAGUGGAUAAGAACCUGAAGGAAAGCUCUGAUGAGAAUCUGAUGGAACAUUCACUGAAGCAGUUCAGCGGGCCAGAUCCGCUCAGCAGCACGAGUUCCAGCUUGCUUUAUCCGCUGAUAAAACUUGCAGUAGAGGUGACAGGACAGCAGGACUUCACGCAAGCUGGCAACGGUCAGGCGUGUUUGAUUCCUGAUGUCCCAUCUGCUCAGGUCUAUCCUCUGCCCAAGCAACAGAACCUUCCGAAAAGGCCUACCAGCCUCCCCCUGAACACCAAAAAUUCAACAAAGGAGCCACGGUUAAAAUUUGGUGGCAAGCACAAAUCCAACUUGAAGCAAGUGGAAACAGGCGUCGCCAAGAUGAACACUAUCAAUGCUGCAGAGCCUCACGUCGUGACGGUCACCGUGAACGGAGUGGCGGGAAGAGGCCAUGGCGUGAACCCCCACGCGGGCACGACGCAGUACGCCAAUGGCACGGUGCCGUCGGGCCAGACGGCCAGCCUGGUGGUGCAGAGGGCCCAGGAGAUGCUUCAGAACCAGUUCAGCGGAGAGGACAGUCGACUGAAUAUUAACUCAAGCCCUGAUGAGCACGAGCCCCUGCUGAGGCGGGAGCAGCAGGUUGGCCAUGACGAAGGCGUUCUGGACCGCCUGGUCGACAGGAGGGAGCGCCCGCUGGAGAGCGGCCGGACAAACGCCAACAACAACAACAGCAACCCCUGUCCCGUGCAGGACACGGCCACGGGCAGCGUCCCGAGCGUGGCCAGAAACCCCGGGCAGAGCCAGCCCAGAAGGGCGCAGAGGCCCAACUCGCUGGAUCUCUCAGCCACAAACGCUUUGGACAGCAGUAGCGUGCAGUUAGGUGACUCCUCGCAGGACGGCAAAUCGGGCUCGGGAGAGAAGAUCAAGAAACGCGUGAAAACCCCGUAUUCGCUGAAGCGCUGGCGUCCCUCCACGUGGGUCAUCUCCACCGAGCCGCUGCCCUGCGAGGUCAACAACAACGGCAGCGAGCGGGCGCUACCCCCCAAGUCCAGCACAGCCGUGUACCUCGCCGAGGGCGGCGCCGCCACCACCAUGGUGUCCAAGGACGCGGGAGUCAACUGCCUGUGAAACACUUUAAAACGCCCAGAAAUGACCUUUUUUUCGGUUGUUUUGGUUUGUUUUGUUUUGGUUUUUUUUGCGUUCUUUGAGACAAACACGCAGAAGACAUUUGAAAAAACUGCUUUCUCCUCCUGUCAGCAACCCCUACCAAGGACUCGCUUUAAAUAGAUUUCAGCUAUGCAGAAAAUUUUUAGCUUAUGCUUCCAUAUUUUUUUAUUUCGUUUUGGUUUUUCGAACGUUUUUUGCACUUUUAUUUAGUAUCGCUAAAGUUAAGUCUGUCUGUUUUGACCACAGAAUAUAUAUAUGUGUAUCAAAAAUGUGGUCUCAAAAUAUUUUUUUAAAAAAAGUAACAAAAAAAAAGUAUCGCUGAUAAUCAGUUUGGACCAGUUUCUUAAGGUCACUAAGAUCCUAAGCAGACUCUAAGACAGGUUUGACUGCAGUGGUGUCUCGUAACCAUGUUUUGAUUUCUGUGCACAAGCUAGUCUGUGUAUUUCUAUGUUACAAAGUGUAUUCUCUUUUGAGCCCCUGUUUUUCUUGUGUCAUGUUGAAAUGUGCAAUAGUCUCUAGUUCACAGUAUGCUUUAUUGAAAAGCGUGUUUCUGAAACUGCCACACGUUCCCCUUUCGUUUUGGUUCGUUUUGCCCCGACAGCUGAGCCGUCGGCCGCUCGCGACCGGACUUUGCAGGCGUAGCCAGCCCAAAGUGGCUGCUUCCAUCACAUUGUGCUCUGAGGCGACAACGCGUGAAUUUUCCCCGGCUUGAAAGGGCUUUUAAAAAGGAGCGACGACAAAAAAAUCCAAGCUCAGUACCUUUCCUUUGAUCCUCCCAAAGCAAAAUAUGUUUCCUUCAUAGUAGUAGAUGCCAGCCCGUGAAGUUCUGAAUAACAAAAUGUUGAACAAAUGUAAGGAAACAGUGUCAGCCAUCUUCUUCAUUUUAUUUUGUGUGCGGUUUCACCCCCUGUAUUUAUGUAAAACCUUAUUUAGAUCACUGAUGUACACUGAAAACCACAUUUUAUUCAGAAAUCUUGAUCACUGUCAUACUGAAAAGCUCUAGUGAAGACAGGUUGCCAACAUACUUUGUUUACACAGAGGAAAAAUUAUGAAUCCUAUGUGGCACAAUCCAGUUUUGUAACGAGUCCCAAAUCUUUCCUGAUUUACCUCAUUACAGACAAUCUGGGGUGAAAUCAACUUGAGUACUUCUGCAGGUAGGUGCAUCCUAAGGGACUGUUGUUGCUGAGCUGAAACUCGUCCUCCCCUUGGAGUGUUUAGAGACCCUCAAUCGUCUUGUUGAAAUGUAUUGCAUGCUUUUAAAAUUAAUGGCUACGAGUGUUGGCGCGGGAGGGCUGGGGUUUUUUUCCCUCUGCUUCGAGCCUUCUUUCAGUUUGUAUGCACAUUGAUUUUAGGUGUCGGUAAGCAUGAAUGUGCUAUCUAUUGAGAAGAAUUGGUUUUGACCAUCUCAAGUAAACUUUACCCUUUUCAGAACGAUCCGUCUGCGGAAAGAAAAUGAAUUUCCUUAUUGGUCAGCACCUCCUUCCACCCGAGAAAUAUUCUUUUCUGAUUGAAAACACUUCAGUAAAAACUAUUUAGAUGAAGACUACCUAUGUCAGUGUUUGAUAGCGGGAAUGGUUUCUCAGCUGAUGCGAGACGUGGCGAUGUUGAAAGGCAGAAGGUCUGUUCCGCGGGCUCUGCGCUCGCCAGCCCGUUUGUUUCCUUGCUGUUUGAUCAUUACCAAACUGUUCUUCUGUAUGUGACGAUCCAGCUAGCAGAACACAUCUGGUUCUUGCUGUUUCCCAGACUCCCUUGUUUAUGCUCAGCUGCACUUGUUUUCUCGUGUAAUGCUUCUUAGCGUUUCUUAGAUUCUCCUAGAUAUCUCCAAGAGAUAACUCUACAAACCCAGACUUGGCUUAAGUGUAGGUGUAGAAGUAAGAGCCAUGAGAGCACCGGUUCAAGUCGUAAUUCUGUUACGUGCCCAUAUAAAUACAUUUAUAUACAUCUCCUCUCUUCAAAAAUACAGCCUUUCUCUGGUUUGGCUUUUCAUUCACUCUGGGGGUUCCGUGUGCCCUCUUGUCCCCCAGAUGUUGUCCCAGAUGUCCGUCCCAUCCCGGGAGCACUGGGUUCUGAGGGUCGCUGUUCCGCACACGCUCGACAUUUUCACUCCUGUCCCGUGACGUUUUGCUUUGCCUCACACGUCUCGUCCUUUGGCAUUUAGAACGUGGGCUGGAAAGUGGAUUUAGGACACUCUUGUCUAACUUGAAACUCUCUGGGGCGAGAACAGGGACUUGCGUUCUGCUCCGCUCUGCCAAGCCUGGCUUUGCAGGCCAAGCCUUUGUAAGAAACCCAACUUUUUACGCUCAGUGCAAUCAAACUCAUUUUAACACCAGGUGAACAUGUUCUUCUGCAGUUUUCCUUAAAUGUUCUUAAAGCAAACAAUACUUCCUUUGCCUUUAUUUCCGUCGCUCGCUGGAAGGCCUUUGGGAUGAGUUAUCAGUAGUAGAAAGCAUUGGCUUUGUAAUCUACCAUGGGUAAAUAUAGCUUGAGCUAUGACAGAAAGAUGUACUUGAUCACAAAGGAUCGUGUAGAUUAAAUAGAGAAAAACUGUUUCUUUUUAAGGGUCAGUCAAAACAAACUCUUAAGUAGGUACUAAAAUAUUGUCAUUCUGCACAGCUGGAUGAGAUCAGAUUAGCAGUUUGGUUUUAAUACUGAAUUUAGUAAUGCCCUUGUGUUUGUUUUUUUGCUGACAGCCCAUAAUCCAAUCUCCACAAAAUACUUGCUCUGUCAAUUAAAUGAUAUUGAAUGAUAUUUCAUACCAUGAGGAAUCAUCCGUAACCAAACAAAAUACAUGUAAGAGAGAGAAUUCUGCAGAUUGGACACGUGGAUAGUUGAUAAAUGUCCUAUAAACAGGGGAGACAAAUGUGUUUUAUUUCUUUGUGUUAUUUUUCUUUUAAGAAAAAAGGAUAAUGAUGAAAGUUGAUAAUUUUCUAUCAAUUUCUCAUUUAUAUUGCAGAUGAGGUAAAUAUAGCAAAAUGAAAAUAGAAUGAUAGUGUAAAUACCUAUGAAUUGUGCCACUGCCAAAUAGGCAAGAGUAGAACAUUUGCGAUAGUAAUUUAUAACGUGUAAUUCAAGUGAGAUGUUAGAGCAAACAUUUGUGAUGUUUGUAUAUAUGAGCCAAAAGCCAAAAUCUUCCUGGUUUUACAAAGUGCCGUGCUAGCAGAAGCCAGAAUUGUUGCUUAGGUGGGUGCAUCGUCUCCUUUCCUGUUUCCUAUGGCACAACGUGGGGUGCAGAAUGCGAGUUCUGAUGGCCCGAGCAGACCGGCGGAUCGAUUUCCUUCUAAAACUGGGAUUUACAAGUCAGAUUAUCUGCAACACUUGCCCUGAGUUUGCUUAUAGCUUCCUGCGAGAAACAAUGAGUAUUAACAAUGCCUUUAUUGAAACUCCACGGCGCACUUAAAUUGCACAGCUAAAGGGGAAGGAAUUCCUGAUUUAAAAGAAAACCAACUGAUGUUGACAUCGCUACAAGAACAUUUCUCUUUGUGUUUUGCAUCCUUAGUUUGAGUGUCCAGUGCAUUUUGCUCUAAUGCUGUUCCUUCUUUAAAUGUUACAAACAAUAGUCCACUAAUGUCACUUCGCUAAGUCAACGUUCAGAUGAUACAUUUUUGGCGUGUAUUCAAAAGAUCGCAGCCAUUCUGUCAUUGAAAUGUUAUUAUGGGAGGUUCCAGCCUAAUUAGGGAGAAUUUUUAAAUCCACAUAUUUAGUCAAUACAGGAAAAAUUAAUUAUGCUGUAAUUUUUGCUUGUAUAACAAUGCUGGGAGUUCCCAUUGCUGAAGCAGGCUGGGUUUAAGUCAUAAUUGCUGGGCAUAGUAGUAUAUACAUGACCUGAUGUCUUAAUUGGCAAAUUUGGAGCAGCUUAUCAAAGCAAAUUGCAAUAGGGUUGAUUAGUCUAUGAAAGCUGCAUUACAAACCAGCCGGCUUCAUGUUGUGCAGAAAUUUGGAUUAUUUAGAUUGUCCCGUCUGGUCUCCCACUAUCCAUUUUAACAGGUAAAUAUGUUAACCUCCUUUUAAAAUGCGUUUAGAUGCAUAGGCACGUGGUGUGUCAGUUCCAGGGUUGAAUCCUGCGCGUUGCGGCCCCAGACGGUAGCGCUGGGGCAGGUGUGAUGUGCUUUGUCACCUUGUCAUUAGCUCGUGGCGGCGAUGGGGAUCAGAGGUGACACGCAGGGUGGGAUCUCUCACCACAGACUUAGAGCUGGGAAUGCCCGUCACGAACAUGAUUGAAACCUGCGUAAUUUAAGGUAUUUCUCUUCAAGAUCAAAAGAUAACCCGAAAUACUCCAUCCGUGAUAAUUUUUAUGGUAGUAGCCAUAGUUCGGGGUGUGUUUGCCGUUUAAACGUAGCAUUUCAGUCCAUGAAAUCCAAUUACAUUUUAGGCUUCUACGUCGCCAUAUAAACCUGCAGCUGUGGGAAUACAUGCUUUUUUGAUCCCAGCCUCCCACAGAGGUUCAGUUUUGAUGACAAAUAGUAACAAAUCCGAUCUCUUGGUUGGUGUUUCCUCCGUCCCGACCGGAGCUGGUGGCAGAAAUGCCCCUGGUGCAGGGGACAGAACCAGCCCGGGAGCCGCGUUUGGCACGAGCCUGCGGGCGAGAAUUCAGGAGCACACACACCACAUCUUGCCCACUAUUUUACAGCAGAAAUAAUUGGCCUUUAUAACUUCCUCGCGUCAAGGCAGCUUUUGUAGCCCCGUUCACUCGGUUUUUGAGACAGCAAAGAUGUGCGAGGUCUCUUUGUAGAGCACUUGGUUCACUUUUGCGCUUCAGAGCUGUGUGGUGAAGCAUCGCACUUCAGUCCCGGUUAUUCAGAAGGAAAGAGAAGAAUGUUUUCCGUAGUUUGUACAAAGUCCCAAGAACAAACAGGCAAGUCCAAGUUCCAGCUGGCUUUGCUUGGUCACUUCUGGAUUUCCUGAUUCGUGGCUCUUCUCUCUCUUCCACGCUGUUGCGAUGUAUUUAAAGAGGUUUGUAUGUCAUGUUUCCUGUCUGCUUUUUGUCUCUAGAGGAGAGUGUGCUCUAGCCACAUUUCUAUAAGCUGGAAUCACAUUUGACAAUUCCUGUUCUUUUCCCCGUAACGCAGAGUAAGAGGAAAAUGAACAUGGCAAAGACUGAUUUCUAGGGGCGAUGUGAAACUGCCGUUUUCCUUACGAAAGACUGUAAAGAGAGCAUCACUUUCCCAGCGAGCCCUUCUGGGGAGGAGGCGAGAAACCCUAGAAUAUGGAAUCUCAUCAGAACCCUUUCCUUAACGGGUAUUUUUGGUUUUUCUCUCAAACGACUGAGGAAAUAUCAUGUAUGAAUUUAUAAAUAAUUGCUUUCAGUUAUUUCUUUUGUAUAAGCUGCCCAAUACUCUUGCUAUGCUGUAUAAGUUGUGUUUCACGGAACAGUGUGAGUAUGAAAUAAAAAGCUAAUUUUUGUUUUUUAAUCAUCUGUGGAUGCCACUAUGAAAGCUGACGUCAUUAAAGCCACUACAGAGUUUUCUAUGAAUACUUGUAAGAAUUGCUUUGUUAUAUAUAAACCUAAAUAAAGAGAUUGUAUUGAUACAGAGACAUUGGUUAAGAACAUUUAAAAGGCUAUUCUUUAGGUCUAAAAGAAAAGGCUUGCUGUAAAAUGGUGCAUUAUUCCAUUUAUUAAAGAUCGUAUUAAUGACAAAAA